Molecule: messenger RNA, 275 nt
Organism: Exaiptasia diaphana
Lineage: Eukaryota; Metazoa; Cnidaria; Anthozoa; Actiniaria; Aiptasiidae
Source: RefSeq, a predicted model, not a curated record
AAAUCCUGCAGUUGCUAUGUGAUGGCUGUCAGGUUGAAAAUACAUCACAACUACUGGCUCCCAAUAGAAAGGAUGCUCUUUGCAAGUCACAGGUCUUUCAAAAUGGACUCCUAGAUAAUGUUCUUGAUAUUCUACUUACACGGCUUGAGUCAUGGCCAGCAUUGCAUUAUACAUCACACUGGUGUAUUACCCAAGUAAAGUAUCCAAAUCUUGGUGAUCACUUGGCCAAGCUUUUAACCCUUUCAUUAAAGCUCACUGACAACCAUCAGGAAUAA